AUGCUAAGUUCUCAGCAAAUAACGUUAAUUACAAAAGAAGGGCAUAGAAUAGUCACAAGAUCUGAGCUCAAAAACAUCAGCGUCCUAAUAAAAAAUGAGCUACUAUCACAAAAUUCAAACGAAGUUACUCUCAGCGAUAUUUCUCUGGAUUCGCUGCAAAAAGUUUUGGAAUUCGCCCACCAUCAUAAAUAUAAACACCCUGACGUCCCGAAAAAGCCUUUGCCUUCAAGCAAUAUUUCUGAUGCCUUAGAAGACCCAUGGGAUUGCUUUUUCAUUAAAUCGUUAGAUUUAAAACUUUUGAUUGAAACUAUGAGCGCAGCUGAUAUUAUGGGGAUUGAAUCAUUAUCAGAGAUAUGUCAAGCCCAAUUAGCUACUUUUUUUAAAAAUAAAGGAAUAGAGGAAUUAAAUCAAGAAUUUUUUGUUGAUGAAGAAUUGACAUUAUCUGAUGAAGAAGAGCUUGUUAAAAAAUAUCGUAUACCUGAAGCAUAA
Messenger RNA from Blepharisma stoltei, 489 nucleotides. The record is from the annotation of a GenBank genome assembly. Lineage: Eukaryota; Ciliophora; Heterotrichea; Heterotrichida; Blepharismidae.